Lathyrus sativus (Indian pea) is the source of this 1305-nucleotide messenger RNA. The record is from the annotation of a GenBank genome assembly. NCBI's taxonomy places the organism in Eukaryota, Viridiplantae, Streptophyta, Magnoliopsida, Fabales, Fabaceae.
AUGGUGAAAAUCACUGAAGGAACCAAUCCAUCUGAACAAGAAGAAGAAGAAAUAGAUUAUGAUGAGCUGAAGAAACGCAUGUGGAAGGACAAAAUGCUACUACAGAAGCUAAAGGAGAAAGGCAAGAAACAAGAACAAAACCAGCAAGCAAAAGUUGAAGCAUCGAGAAGGAAGAAGAUGUCAAGAGCACAAGAUGCAAUCCUCAAAUAUAUGAUGAAGAUUAUGACAAUAUGCAAAGGUCAAGGUUUUGUAUACGGUAUUGUCCCAGAAAAUGGAAAACCAGUGACAGGUUCUUCUGAAAGCUUGCGUGAAUGGUGGAAAGAACAAGUCAAGUUCAGCCAAAAUGCACCAGAAGCAGUUUCAAAAUACUUAUUAUUACCACCACUUUUUGAAAAUCCACAAGUUUCAAUUUCAUCAUACAUGCAUUUACUUUAUGAGUUACAAGAUACUACUUUAGGUUCACUGCUUUCAGCUCUCAUGCAACACUGUGUGCCACCACAAAGAAGGUUCCCUCUUGAAAGAGGUUUGGCUCCUCCUUGGUGGCCAAAUGGAAAAGAACAGUGGUGGGGUCAACAAGGUGUUUUGGCACAAAGACACGGCCCGCCGCCGUAUAAAAAGCCUCAUGAUUUGAAAAAGGGUUGGAAAGUUUCUGUGUUGGCUGCAAUCAUCAAACACUUGUCUCCUGAUGUUGAUAAAGUUAGAAGGCUUGUGACUCAAUCCAAGACUUUGCAAGAUAAGAUGACUGCUAAAGAUAGUGCAACUUGGUGCAAAGUUAUGAACCAAGAACAAGCUUUGCUUUCACAGCUCACUAAAAAGUGUCUCAAGAUAUCAGAAGAAGGUGAAAGCUCUAGUAGUGUUGUUACACAUGUUUUGAAUGAGAAGAGGAAGAGUGAGUUCGGUUUUGAUUUUGAUCUCGAUGUUGAUUUUGAUAAGAUGUAUUCAUGUCAAUAUGCUGAGUGUCCACAAAGUGAAUUGUGUAUGGGAUUUUCAGACAAAAGUUCAAGGGUGAACCAUGAAUCACUAUGUUCUUACAGAACAGAACAAGGACAUGUUCCCUUCCAUGAUUAUCUGUCAGAUGAUUGGUUGAAUAUGGAUAUAGCAGGAUCUAGUAGUCAGAAUCCGGAUCCUAGUAACCAUAGGACAGUAGAAGAUUAUAGUGAGUUUUGGUUAAAUGGCAUACAAGAUCUUGAAUUGCACAUGGGAGUGGACAGGGAAAGAGACAAUGUGGACUUAAAUCAAAAUCCAGCACAAGAUACCACAUUAAGUCAUGAAGGAACCUCAAUUUGGGACUUGACGUACCAUUAG